Molecule: messenger RNA, 3462 nt
Organism: Helobdella robusta
Lineage: Eukaryota; Metazoa; Annelida; Clitellata; Rhynchobdellida; Glossiphoniidae
Exons: 27
Biological process (GO): Golgi organization; phospholipid translocation
Cellular component (GO): plasma membrane
Molecular function (GO): ATP binding; ATP hydrolysis activity; ATPase-coupled intramembrane lipid carrier activity
Source: RefSeq, a predicted model, not a curated record
GAAAUAACUCGAAUAGUUAGAGCCAACGAUCCACUGUUCAACCAAUCCUUCCUGUACCCGACGAACGUAAUAAGGACGUCGAAAUACAACAUCAUCACAUUCUUGCCAAAAAAUUUGUUCGAGCAGUUCCAAAGAGUGGCAAAUGCCUACUUCCUCUUCCUUCUUGUUCUGCAAUCCAUUCCUCAGAUAUCUUCUCUCACAUACGUCACCACGGUAAUUCCUCUGCUGUCAGUGCUGUCUGUUACCGCUCUGAAGGAUCUAUACGACGAUAUUCAAAGACACAGAAGCGAUCGCAACAUCAACAAUAGGAUAUGCAAGGUGGCACAAAAUAAUGGAUUCAUCGACGUUCAGUGGAAGGAGUUGGCCGUCGGAGAUGUCGUUGUUCUCUUCGACAACCACUUUGUUCCAGCAGACAUGUUGCUGCUGUCUUCGAGCGAGCCAUGCGGGUUGGCUUACGUUGAAACGGCUGAUUUGGACGGUGAAACAAACUUGAAGAACAAACAGUCCAUGCUUUCUACUUCAUACCUCAGUAAUGACGUCAGCAAGCUGUCCCGUUUUAAUGGACUAGUUGAAUGUGACCCACCAAAUAAUGUCCUCGAUAAAUUCAACGGCAGACUAAUCGUCGAGAAACACAACGAAUCACACGCCAUAACAAAUGGAAACAUUCUACUGCGCGGUUGCACUCUCCGCAACACUAAGUGGGUCUCAGGACUGUUGAUCUACACUGGGAAGGACACCAAGCUGAUGAAAAAUGCAGGCAGAACAAUAUUCAAGAGGACGCAUAUAGAUCAAUUAAUGAACAAACUUAUAAUAUGGAUAUUUUUCUUCCUGCUGUUCAUCUGUUUCAUCUGCUGUAUCGGCUGUGCCGUGUGGGAAUUCAACGUCGGAUUCUACUACCAAGUGUACCUACCUUGGCCCCAAUACGUCCCAGCCUCCGUCCUGCGCUCUGACCACAAUGAGAAACUGGCAGGAGUCGUUGUGACAUCACUUCUCGUCUUCCUCUCCUACAUCAUCAUCAUGAACACUUUGGUUCCAAUCUCUUUAUACGUUAGCGUAGAGAUAAUAAGGUUUACUCAAAGUCUGUUUAUAAAUUGGGACAUCGGAAUGUAUCACAAGCAAUCUAACAAGGCGGCCAAAGCGAGGACCACAGCUCUAAACGAGGAAUUAGGGCAAAUCGAAUACAUAUUUUCAGAUAAAACUGGAACAUUAACUCAGAAUAUAAUGACGUUCAAGCAGUGUUCAGUUCUCGGGAUAAAACACAGCAUUGAAGAUUUAUUGAGUUUGUACGGGGAAACCAACGACAAACGCGAGGCCAGCAACCCUAUCAUUCCCUAUGGCAAUGACAAAACUUUUCUGAAAAACGAAAAAAAAUCCAUGAUUGAAUUUUUCCGCGUCAUUGCAGUUUGUCACACUGUGCUCUCCACUGUUGACGGAGAUAAGCUAACUUACCAGGCACAAUCACCUGAUGAGUCAGCAUUGGUAGAAGCUGCCCGACAACUUGGCAUUAAGUUCUUGACACGAACGCAAACAACCAUCACGAUUGAAGUGUUUGGCGAAGUUGAAACGCACGAACUCUUGUGCAUUCUAGAUUUUGACAAUGAUAGAAAGCGCAUGUCGGUAAUAUUGAAGAGGAACAACCAAAUAACAUUAUAUUGCAAGGGCGCCGACAGCAAAGUGCUAGAAAGGUUGGACGUCUCCUCGAACAACAUGAUGAAGAUAACUGAAACACAUCUCAAUGAUUACGCGUCAGAGGGGUUGAGAACUCUUUGUCUGGCGGUUAAGAACAUAACAGCCAAUGAAUAUCGAGUGUGGCACGAAGAAUAUCACAAGGCGAACACGACAAUUUUGAAUCGAGAUAAAUACGUCAGCGAGGCCUGCGAGAAAGUGGAAUGCAAUUUGACGUUGCUGGGAGCGACGGCAAUCGAGGACAAACUGCAGGAUGGAGUCCCGCAAGCCAUCGCUACUUUGAGGUUGGCCGGAAUCAAAAUCUGGGUUCUGACCGGAGAUAAACAAGAAACAGCCAUCAAUAUAAGUUACAGUUGCAAAUUGUUGUCAGAGGAAAUGACUAAAGAACUGUUCAUAAUCGACGGUGAUACACAGAACGAAGUGAAAAAUCAGAUAGAAAUUGUCGAACAAACCUUCAAAAGUUACUCAACGAAUGAAGAAAUCUCUUCGAAACUUACCAACGAAUAUUAUCCACAAUUUUCUGGAAAAUCUUUUCUUGAAAAAUGGAUCACAAGAUUUACGUCAAGCUUUCCUGAUUUUGCGCUGGUUGUUACUGGCAGCAGCUUGACGCAUCUUCUGUCAACUGACCUCGAGGAGAAGUUUUUGAAGAUAGGAUGCAGUUGUUCGUCGGUCAUCUGCUGUAGAGUGACACCGCUGCAAAAGUCGCAAGUGGUCAAUUUGGUGAAAGUUCACAGGAAAGCUGUAACCUUGGCCAUUGGCGAUGGUGCUAAUGACGUCAGCAUGAUAAAAAGCGCUCACAUCGGAGUCGGGAUAAGUGGUCAGGAAGGAAUGCAGGCCGCACUUUCGAGUGACUACUCGUUCGGACAAUUCCGAUACCUGGAAAGGUUGUUGCUAGUUCAUGGUAGGUGGUCCUACAUAAGGAUGACCAAAUUUUUAAAAUUCUUUUUCUACAAAAAUUUUGCAUUUACUCUCUGCCAGUUUUGGUAUGUCUUUUACUCAGGAUAUUCAGCUCAAACAAUUUACGACCCCUUUUUUGUGAGUUUCUACAACUUAUUCUAUACAUCAUUGCCGAUUCUGGCAGUUGGCGUAUUUGAAAAGGACAGCGAUGAUGAAAUUUAUCAGAACUACCCUAAAUUGUAUGAACCGGGUCAGAAAAAUUUGUACUUCAGCAAGAAGUCGUUCGCAAAAAGCACCUUGGAAGGUCUUGUAACUUCAUUCGUAAUAUAUUACGUAACUAUGCUGACGAUGAUGCAUUUAAUCUCUGGUGACGGAGGCACGGAACUGUCGGACGCAAAUGGUAUGGGCUUCACGAUGUCCUCCACUGUCGUUGUCGUUGUCACCUUUAAGUGCGCAUUGGAAACGAAACAUUGGACGCUUAUCAACCAUUUGUUCAUUUGGGGAAGUUUGGUAUUUUACUUUCUCUUCAAUUUUAUUUUCUACCUUCCUGUGUUCAAAUACAGUUAUGCUGGAACUUUCACAAAAUUGGCAUCAAGUCCGCAAUAUUGGCUCUCUAUGAUGCUAUCCUGCGCCAUAUUACUGAUACCACCAUUUUUGUACAAGGGUUACUGCGCGGUUGUUCAUCCUACCUUAGCUGAGAGAUUAAGAAUCGCUUGUAGAAAAAACAGAAGUAAAGUUAAACCGGCGUUAGAUAAAAUGUCAGCCCGACCUUCCUCGAGGUCAUCCAGGCCACGAUCCGGUUACGCAUUUUCCCAUCAAGGUGGCUUUGGUGAAUUGAUAACAAAGGGAUCAGUUUUUAAUCUAAGGGAUGGUCUCUGA